Molecule: messenger RNA, 240 nt
Organism: Entrophospora sp. SA101
Lineage: Eukaryota; Fungi; Glomeromycota; Glomeromycetes; Entrophosporales; Entrophosporaceae
Source: the annotation of a GenBank genome assembly
AUGGCAACAACAGCUACACCUAUAGAAGCUAUGCAGGUCAUUGGACCAGAAAUUGCAAAGAUUUCAAAUUUUGUAGGUCAAGAGACACCUGAUGAUUUUAUCAGAAAAAUUGCGCAGGUUUUAUCUUCAGUAUGGGCCUGGAGUACUGAUGGAAAUGUAGUGGCGGGUAAUCGAGCAAAUGCUAGUAUUAAUCCAGCUUUACAUCUCAAUAUAUUGAAAUCCAAAAUGGGUGGGCACUGA